AGGCUUCUCCAAGAAGAGUCACACGUUCCUGCCUAAAAUAUUUAGAAAAAUGUCUACUCAGUCAGCGAAAGAGAGACCCGAGAGCUUGCAUUUCCCUUUCCUUGACGAUGACGACACCAUCGCCACGGUGAAGGAAUCUAAAACCUUCUUCAUUUUACGAGGCCUCCCUGGCAGCGGGAAGUCCACGCUGGCUCAGGCCAUCCAAGAUCGCUAUAAAGAUGCCUGCAAGGUCAUCUCCGUCGAUAACUACAAAAUCACACCGUCCAUUAGAAGCACCAUUCCCGAAGAGUACUCCAAGGUGGAUGAGGAUUUAGUUGACUAUUGCAAACGGGAUAUCAGCGUUAUCGUUUUGGAUGACACUCACCACGAGAGGGAACGGCUGGAGCAGCUUUUUGACAUUGCAGACAAAUACCGGUACAAAGUGAUCUUCGCCGAGCCCAAAACGCCGUGGCGGGUGGAUUGCGCGCAGCUGAAGGACAAGAACCAGUGGAAGCUGUCGGCGGAUGAGCUGAAGAAGAUGAAGCCGAGCUUGGAGAAGGAAUUCCUGCCCAUGUAUUUUGGGUGGUUUCUGAGCAAGAGAAGCUCGGAGAUCCUGAGGAAGGCUGGCCAGGCCUUCCUGGACGAGCUCGCGAGUCUCAAAGCCUUCAAAAAGGAGAGUAAAUUCUUUGCUUCCGCUAUUGACGAUCCCAAAAUAAAGAUCGAUCUCACCAGCUACUUCGUGAAGAGGCCACCCGGGGUCUUGCACUGCACCACAAAGUACACGGACUUCGGAAAAGCAGCCGGAGCCGAGGAGUACGCACAGCAAGAGGCUGUGAAGGCUUCCUACGGCAAAGGCUUCACCUUGGCCAUCUCCGCGCUCUUCAUCACAACAAAAACUGUUGGUGCUCGUGUGGAGCUGAGCGAGCAGCAGCUGCUGCUGUGGCCCACGGACCCCGACAAGGCCCUGCCCAGCGACAGCCUCCCCCGCGGCAGCCGGGCCCACGUCACCCUGGGCUGCGCCAGCGGCGUCGAGGCUGUGCAGACCGGGCUGGAUCUGCUGGAGUUCGUGAAGCUGGAAAAGGCGGGGAGCAAAGGGGAGCAGGUGGGGGAGAUUGGAGGAGGGAAGCUGCUGUAUUUCGAGAACGGUAUGUGGAUGCUCGUCCUGUCCAAAAAGAUCGAUGUGAAGGCAAUAUUCUCGGGUUACUACGGCAAAGGGAAACUCGUGCCCACGCAGAGCACCAACAAACGGGGCUCUGCUUUUAGUUCCUGCACCAUCAUUUAG
Mesitornis unicolor (brown roatelo) is the source of this 1261-nucleotide messenger RNA. RefSeq names its product 2',3'-cyclic nucleotide 3' phosphodiesterase (gene CNP). NCBI's taxonomy places the organism in Eukaryota, Metazoa, Chordata, Aves, Mesitornithiformes, Mesitornithidae. Gene Ontology annotation, cellular component: membrane; cytoplasm. Gene Ontology annotation, molecular function: 2',3'-cyclic-nucleotide 3'-phosphodiesterase activity. The transcript is spliced from 3 exons. The record is from RefSeq and is a predicted model, not a curated record. Gene Ontology annotation, biological process: cyclic nucleotide catabolic process. The coding region runs from base 50 to 1261 and encodes 403 amino acids.